AUGAUAGGACUGAUGUACAUGGUCCACCAAAAAAUGCGGCCGUCAAUGACAUUGAGGUUCUCGCGAUCCGCAAUCGUCUCGAAGCGCCACGCUUGUGUGGUACCGUCGUCAGCAAUCUCAUUCCACCACCGCAAGCCGACUAGGAGACGGCCUGUGACGUUUUUCACGGUCCAAAAGUCGAACGCGAGGAGCGUGACAGUGAUGACAAACUGGAUAACAAACGAGUCUGUGAAGAAGCCAAGCAAGAGAUAA
Molecule: messenger RNA, 252 nt
Organism: Chondrus crispus (carragheen)
Lineage: Eukaryota; Rhodophyta; Florideophyceae; Gigartinales; Gigartinaceae
Exons: 1
Coding region: 1-252 (83 amino acids)
Source: RefSeq, a predicted model, not a curated record